AUGGCAAAUGAUUGGCGGCUUGAAAUGAACAGAUUGCUUACAGCAUUCGAACGUCAAACAACAUACUUUUUAUGUGUCAUGAAAAAUGUGUUCAAGCUAAGCGGAAUGUUACUCACUGAAGAAUUCGAACAGUAUUUCAUGCAGGCUAUAAACAAUAGCAUAACAGGCGCAUACUACCAAUUCAAAAUGAACUCAAUGAUGGAGAAUCAACUAAACGUCGAACUAAAUUCAGAUGCAAACGUGCUACAGAUGAGCUGCCAAAUCAGCAGUGCUAGCGGUUACUUUGUGCCAACAUUGGCUUUACCACAACGAUUUCACGGACCACAAGUCACAUCCUUGCGAAGCCAACCAAGAUGGACAAUGCUACAACCCGUGCACCAACAUUCCUGUGCACAAGGUGCCGAUGUCAAGGUAUUGCACCCAGCUGCUGGUGGAAACCUAAAUAUCACCAGCGCUACAAACGCCCAAUAUCGUCAAGUACCAGCUGCUAGCGUACGACAACAAAACCAAUGUGCACAAGCCGCAGAAAUUCACAACCCAAUCACCAGACAACAACAAGAGGUUCAGGGACAACCGAUGCCAUUAGGACCAGUGCCUCAGUACAAAUACACAGCAAACAUUCGCAAUUCACCAACUCAAAAUGUUGAAAUGGUUUCACAAGCCGCUCCAGUCGAAGCUGAGAACGUCAAUGAUCAAGAGCCAUUGACUGCAUCAUUGUUGGCGGCUGUUCAACCAGCCGAACAGAAGCAAAUGCUCGGCGAACGUUUGUUCCGAAUCAUCGAAUCGAUGUAUCCACAAUUGGCUGGUAAAAUCACCGGUAUGUUGUUGGAAAACGACUAUUUGGAACUGUUGCACAUACUUGAACACAACGAAUCGCUGAAGAACAAAGUCGAUGAAGCCAUGGCCGUACUUCAAGCCCAUCAAGCCAAGAAAGCUGACACAUCUGACGAAAAAUCGGAAUAA
Sitodiplosis mosellana (orange wheat blossom midge) is the source of this 963-nucleotide messenger RNA. RefSeq names its product polyadenylate-binding protein-like. The record is from RefSeq and is a predicted model, not a curated record. The transcript is spliced from 4 exons. Lineage: Eukaryota; Metazoa; Arthropoda; Insecta; Diptera; Cecidomyiidae. Gene Ontology annotation, molecular function: RNA binding. The coding region runs from base 1 to 963 and encodes 320 amino acids. Gene Ontology annotation, biological process: regulation of double-strand break repair; protein polyubiquitination. Gene Ontology annotation, cellular component: nucleus.